Boeremia exigua is the source of this 1571-nucleotide messenger RNA. RefSeq lists its product as uncharacterized. The coding region runs from base 146 to 1255 and encodes 369 amino acids. The record is from RefSeq and is a predicted model, not a curated record. NCBI's taxonomy places the organism in Eukaryota, Fungi, Ascomycota, Dothideomycetes, Pleosporales, Didymellaceae. The transcript has a single exon.
GCUCACACCUCUCCAUAAGGCAUUACCUUUCGUGUAUUAUUGCUAACUUACAGUUCUACACUUUCCACUUUGUUCUGCUUCCGAACGCAAGAGACAUCUUGAUCAUCUGACACGCUUUUCCAGCUGCAACUGCACCAAAUUCAAAAUGCAUAGCAUGGCCACUACUUCUGUUCGUACGUGGGGCCCAGAUAUCACAGAGCCGGACUCGCCAGUAGCGUCGCCCACGAACUUGACGCCUGAACUGAGCUUUUUGGCUGAUGAUUCAUGGAUUGAUGCCAACCUAGAGUCUGUAUGUGCGGGUGAGUCUCGGGUCUGUUGCAAAAAGCCUUUGAGUGCACCUGAGCCAGACCCCGUCCCAUAUAAUGAUCCACAGCCCGUGUUCCUCGAAAGUGCUUAUGGGCUAAAUGAUACGACGGUGGUCACUGAUUCACACACUCUCGACACACUAACCUUUCCGAUACACGCUAUACACCUCCUCCCUUCUCGGCCGAACGGGAGAUGGCAUGCACAGGUCAGAUAUAUAUUAAGACAUGCUGGCGAGUCUGCUUCGAUUUCUCGGGCAUCAUUAGACCGGCUUACGCGCGAACUCGACAUGCCUCAUCUGGUCCAUAGGUUGGAACGAGCAGCCGAGGAUCGAAAAGAUGAAUUCAACCGCUGGCUGAAUAUGGCCUUUGCAAACUAUGACCUAGUUGCGAUGCACAACCGUGUACAAGGCCUGAUCCCAACAGUCACAGUGCCAAAUAUGCGACAACUGGAAUAUGCCAUAGAAACAGCGGCGGACAUUGCGCAGUCGCUGCGAAAACAGCACUCACAGCCAGAACUCGUCAAAAAUUACUUAGAUGACAGAAAUCUCUUUGCACAUACGAUUGGCCGAAAGGCGAAGCGGGCCUUGAUCGAGCAAGGUAUUUGCAGAAAAUGGCAGUUGGAGGGCGAGCUUAAUGGGAACAUUCUGGACGCCAUGCACUUCUCUCUGAUACACAUAUUCACGCAGAUACAGCAGUUCCGUAGAUAUGUACCACUGUCACAGGCAGUUCCUCGAUGGGUAGCUAACCGAGAGAAAAAGGUUUGGUGUCUGGAGCUAGAUGUUGGCCGUAUUGGUAUCGAAAUUGGUUCGCCAAGUGACAGGUCAUUUGUAGAGCUGGGCAAUCUUAAAACUGGGUUUGAGAUCCCAGAGUCUAUUGGGUGUCUUUCAGUUCUAGACUUCGAUCGCCGGACUGAGACCGUGGAAGACGAAUGGCAGCUGCUUGAGAUGUGAAAAUUCCUAAUCAUCCUUUCAUCUAUGUUCGAAUGAACCUUGUAGCUCUAUUACAUUUCUUCCAUACGCGCUUGUCUGCAAGAUGUGAGCAACUCUCUGUGCUCUGUCUACACGUGCAAGCUUCCAGCACGCUGGCGCACAGCACUGCGGCUUCGACUGCCCCGCGAUCUAGCACGACUCAAAUCAUAGCCAUUUCCCUGUGCAGAAUCACCAGAAGCCCUUAAAGUGUCGUUAAAGUCUUGCUCCAGGUCCUUCAUUUUGGCCGGUGUGCCUCCAAAGCUGACCAGCACAGCCGGGUUGUUCGCCGUAAGCGCAU